Leptidea sinapis is the source of this 1570-nucleotide messenger RNA. Its product is annotated as beta-1,3-glucan-binding protein-like. Gene Ontology annotation, molecular function: hydrolase activity, hydrolyzing O-glycosyl compounds; carbohydrate binding. NCBI's taxonomy places the organism in Eukaryota, Metazoa, Arthropoda, Insecta, Lepidoptera, Pieridae. Gene Ontology annotation, biological process: carbohydrate metabolic process. The coding region runs from base 35 to 1525 and encodes 496 amino acids. The transcript has 9 exons. The record is from RefSeq and is a predicted model, not a curated record.
UGGAAUCGUUUCCUUAAAAACAAUCAGUUUUAAUAUGGUGCUGUUACGAAUUGGAUUUUGUAUUGCUUAUUUAAUUACACUUGUAUUGUCAUUUGAUGUGCCCUCAGUAGUGAUACAUGCUUUGAAACCAAAAGGCAUACGAGUAUUCCUUCCUGAUAAACCAGGCAUUACCUUCUUUCUUUUUCAUGGAAAAGUUUUCAAAGUGAAUGCAACAACUUUUACGAAUGAAGACCAAGUUGACGAGAUAUGGGGGUUCGGUAAUAAACUGGAAACUGGUGGUUGGUUGUUCUUAGACACGACCAAACAAUUGCACAUUAAUCAAAGAAUAAGAUAUAGAACUUUCGUGUCUAUAGGCUAUCCAAGUUUUACGGACAAUGAUGCAUUGUACGGAGAUAGAGCUGCUAACUUAACAAUUAAUGGCUGGUCAAGCUCCUAUCGCAGUUCCUAUUUAGUGGAAGAGUUGAUAGACCCAGAAUCAUUUGGACCACAUUGUAGACCAUCCCGUACCAAGGUACACGAUGCACGUAUUUGCUCUGGACAAACUAUAUUCGAGGACCAGUUCGACAGCCUGAGAGAAGAUAAUUGGCAGAUUGCACAUUAUAUACCCAUCGAUCAUCCAGAGCAUCCGUUCGUAUCUUACCAGCGAUUGAAGAAAAACCCAACAGUAUCAGUACAGGAUGGAAUGCUUAUCAUCUCACCGAAACUACAACAAGACUUGAUCGCAAGCACAAAUCAAUCCUUAUUGACUUACACAUUGGACCUCACCAGCGGAUGCACAGAACAUCGAAUAUGUCAGAUGUCGUCAGUGGGCGUGGAUAUAAUACCUCCCAUAGUCAGCGGUAGGGUGACGAGCGCUCGGUUCGCAUUCACGUACGGAACCGUCUACAUCCGAGCAAAGUUUCCACAAGGGGACUGGAUCUAUCCAGAGAUCCUUCUGGAACCACUAUCAAAAAAAUAUGGAUCUCUUAACUACGCUUCGGGAGUCCUGAAAAUCGCGCUCGCAAGAGGAAAUAUGGAUGUUAUCAGCGAAAAAUACAGUAACAAUUGGCUUGACGGUGGUCCGAUACUGAACGCAAAGUGCCUCUCGGCUAUUCGCUUUUAUCACAAGAAACUGUCCGAUAACAAGUUCUGGGGCGAUGAUUUCCAUGUAUACAUGUUAAAAUGGACGCCAGAGGAGAUAUUAUUAGAAGUGGACGGGGAGGAAUGGGGCCGCUAUGUCCCUGGAGCUUCUGGUCUUCGAUCCUGGCUGCCGAAGUCGUGCAGAGGCAGUUGGUUUGAGCUGCUCACUGGUGGUGAAAUAUUAGCUCCCUUUGAUGACCAUAUGUACAUAACCCUGGGAGUGGCAGUAGGUGGUAUAACGGAGUUCGCUGACGGGCUGACCAAUAAUGACAGAACACACUCCAAGCCGUGGAGAAACCGGGGAAAGAAGGCCAGUCUUAGUUUCUGGCAAGACAGGGAGUACUGGCUCCCGACCUGGACACAGCCAGAUUUGCUCAUUGACUACGUCAAAGUUGUGGCUUUAUAAAUAAAAUUUUAAAUCUAUCUAGAUAAAUAAAAAAGUAAAAACUGA